Molecule: messenger RNA, 1855 nt
Organism: Corylus avellana
Lineage: Eukaryota; Viridiplantae; Streptophyta; Magnoliopsida; Fagales; Betulaceae
Product: sucrose transport protein-like
Biological process (GO): sucrose transport
Cellular component (GO): vacuole; plasma membrane
Molecular function (GO): sucrose:proton symporter activity
Source: RefSeq, a predicted model, not a curated record
AUUUAUGGUUUGUUGCAAACUAUCAGACGACACAAACUGUAAACGGAUAAGGCAAAUUAACACUUCGCACAAGGCAACGCCAAUUCCCUUCAUCAACCACAUCGCAUAUAAAUCCCCAUGCAACUAUCCACCCACCACCACCACCACCCACAGCGCAGAUCAACGCAAACUCUGAUCUGAUCGCAUCGCAUACCCCAUUGAGAGAAACAGAAACUCAGUUCAAAUUAGAGAGAGAGAGAGAGAGAGAGAGAGAGAGAGAGAAAGAGGCGUACACAUUGCCAUGGAGGUUGAGACUGCCAACAAAGACGCGGCGCCGGCGAGCCCUCUGGGAAAGAUCGUCCUCGUCGCGUCCAUGGCCGCCGGGGUGCAGUUCGGGUGGGCGCUACAGCUUUCGCUCUUGACCCCCUACGUGCAGCUUCUGGGCAUUCCACACACGUGGGCCCCAUUCAUCUGGCUCUGCGGGCCCAUUUCCGGCUUGUUCGUCCAGCCCAUCGUCGGCUACUACAGCGACCGCAGCACUUCCCGCUUCGGCCGUCGCCGACCCUUUAUCGCCGCCGGGUCAUUCCUCGUUGCCAUCGCUGUAUUCCUCAUCGGCUACGCCGCCGACCUCGGGCGCUUGUUCGGCGACUCCACCGACAAUACGACGAAAACCCGCGCCAUCGCCAUUUUCGUCGUUGGGUUCUGGAUCCUCGACGUCGCCAACAACAUGCUCCAAGGCCCGUGCCGGGCCCUCCUCGCCGACCUCUCCGGCGACGACCAGAAAAUGAUGCGCACCGGCAACGCGCUCUUCUCCUUCUUCAUGGCCGUCGGCAACGUCCUGGGCUACGCCGCCGGGUCCUACACUAACCUCUACAAGCUCUUCCCCUUCACCCUCACCGGAGCUUGCGACGCUUACUGCGCAGACCUCAAGAGCUGCUUCUUCCUCUCCAUUGCCUUGCUCUUAAUCCUAACCACCGUGGCUCUCACCGCAGUGAAGGAACCAGCCUUUUCCUUGGAACCGGAACUGGGAAAUCCCGGUGGCGAGGAAAAGCAGGUGGUGCCGUUUUUCGGGGAAAUAUUUGUUGCCUUAAAGGGCCUACAGAGACCCAUGCGGAUUCUGCUCCUGGUGACGUGUCUCAACUGGAUUGCGUGGUUCCCCUUCCUGCUGUUCGACACUGAUUGGAUGGGGAGGGAGGUUUACGGAGGAACAGCUGGGAAGGGCCCGCAGGGGGAAAUAUACGCUCGCGGUGUACGCGCCGGCGCGUUGGGGCUGAUGAUGAACGCGGUUGUGUUGGGGAUCACGUCCGUCUGUGUGAACCCCCUGGCGCGUGGGCUGGGCGGCGUGAAGCGCUUGUGGGGCAUCGUUAACUUCCUGCUGGCCUUGUGUUUGGGCAUGACCGUGUUGAUCACCAAGCUUGCGGAGUCCGCCCGGCACGGCAAAACCGUACCCUCUUCUCCGCCGACGGGUAUUAAGGCCGGCGCGUUGGCUCUAUUCGCAGUGUUGGGUGUACCCCAAGCGGUGACCUUCAGCAUUCCUUUUGCUUUAGCCUCCAUAUUUUCCAACACUUCUGGUGCAGGCCAAGGACUUUCAUUGGGAGUUUUGAAUCUUGCAGUCGUCUUACCCCAGAUGUUGGUCUCAUUUGCUAGUGGACCUUGGGAUGCCUUAUUUGGAGGUGGAAACUUACCGGCAUUCCUGGUGGGCGCGGUUGCGGCGGCAGCCAGCGGAAUACUGUCACUCACCUUGCUCCCUUCUCCGGCCUCUAACCUCCCUACUUCCUAAAGUGGAAGGUCCGACCAUUGAAUUACUUCGGUUCCUUCCUUUUCUUGUGGAACUGUUGUAAUUAGCAUCCAAAGCCAUUUUAUUUUUAGAAGUACU